Molecule: messenger RNA, 506 nt
Organism: Numida meleagris (helmeted guineafowl)
Lineage: Eukaryota; Metazoa; Chordata; Aves; Galliformes; Numididae
Product: amelogenin, X isoform-like
Exons: 1
Source: RefSeq, a predicted model, not a curated record
UUGCAACCCAGGCAACCCUUGCAACCAAGGCAAUCCUUGCAACCCUUGCAACCCACACAACCCUUGCAACCCUUGCAAUCAACACAAUCCUUGCAACCAAGGCAACCCUUGCAACCAAUGCAACGCUUGCAACCCUUGCAACCCACACAACCCUUGCAAUCAUUGCAAUCAACACAAUCCUUGCAACCAAGGCAACCCUUGCAACCAAGGCAAUCCUUGCAACCCUUGCAACCCUUGCAACCCUUGCAACCCUUGCAACCAUUGCAAUCAACACAAUCCUUGCAACCAAGGCAACCCUUGCAACCUAUGCAAUCCUUGCAACCAAGGCAACCCUUGCAACCCUUGCAACCUAUGCAAUCCUUGCAACCAAGGCAACCCUUGCAACCCAUGCAAUCCUUGCAACCAAGGGAACCCACGCAACCCACACAAUCCUUGCAACCAAGGCAACACAUGCAACCCAUGAAACCAAGGCAACCCAGGUAACCAAUGCAACCCACGCAACCAAU